Molecule: messenger RNA, 1338 nt
Organism: Cladocopium goreaui
Lineage: Eukaryota; Dinophyceae; Suessiales; Symbiodiniaceae
Source: the annotation of a GenBank genome assembly
CGGGCAUCUCAGCUUGCCAUGAGCCACUAGAUGCACCAUGGGAGCAGGCGCUUCGGCGGCCGACGGCCGGCUCUUCUGUCACGGUUGCGGAGCGCGCACGGCGAUAGUGGAUGGCCUUGAGCGGCCAUGCUGCGCGGCCUGCGGUGCCACCGAUGGCGUGGAAGUCACUGAUGCACGUCUUCCUGUGACCUCGCCCACUUCCGCGAUGAGAGCUUUGUCGCGUGCGUCUCUGCCCACGCACCGCGCCUCCUCCAGUUCGGCCGGGGCGAAUCCGGCAGCGACGUCCAUGCGCGUGGAGUCUGUUUCGGUAGUGGCCUUGGAACGACCGGAGGACGGGGGCCUCUUGUUGCGCGUUCUGCCCAACGUGGUGGCGCGCCCCGUCGAGAGCGAGCCAGGCAGUCUCUCGGCGCCCAUUAGCCUGGCGGAAGAGCAGGAUCAGGAGUGGGAACUGCCGCCCGAACCUGCCUGUGAUGCCUUUGUCUCCAGACUCCAGGUCUCCACCCGCGUGGAAGCGUUGAGUGGUGGGCACUGCGUGAUUUGUGCCGAAGACAUCUUGGAGCAUGGGACGCCGGUGGUCACGCUGAAUUGCCAGCACCAUUUUCACGAGGAUUGUAUCCGACGCUGGUUGACGCGAAGACACACCUGUCCGACCUGUAGGAUGGAACUCGAGGUCGAUGAUGUGAGGUAUCUGCGCAGCAUCGGACUCAAGGAGGAAGCGGAGGCAUUAGAGAAGGUGAAAAGAGAGCGCUUGGCCCUGGAACAACAGCAGCAGGCGGCUGAACGCCGACGCUGGGUGGAGUCCAUGCGGCGUGGAGAAGCAGUUCACUUUGGCCUGGCUUGUGGCGCUUGCGCCAUUUCGCCCAUGGUCGGGGAGUGCUUUCGCUGCAAGGACUGCGAGGACUUCAUGAUGUGCUCCGAAUGUCAUAAACACCGGGAGGAAUGGCAUGCGCCCAGCCAUCAAUUCACCUCCUUCGGCGUGCCCUGCGAACCUCCUCCGGGUUUACUCACUGUCUUAGUUCCUCCGGCCAGAGAGACCUCAGGGCCUCAGAGCCCGGCAGCUGAGGUGGCUUUGGCCGCCAUCCGAUCGCUGGCGCUGGCCCCACUGGCAGGUCGACGAGCUCCAGCAGGACCAUUACCGGGGCGCCGCUGAAGGACAUCUCUUCAAGUGCUCCGAGCUGAUAGCAGAUGUGGCCUCUGGACCGAGAAAACUCUUGGUCCUUUUUUUAGGUCCGGUCCACGGCAACAAAAAUGUGGCUGAGAGGUCUUUAAGUCACUUCAUUUUUACAGCCCUGGAACUCCACGUCGCGGGUCCACCAUGAUUUGGAUGAUGAAGUUGAG